Messenger RNA from Colossoma macropomum (tambaqui), 2058 nucleotides. It is a transcript of the gene rhov, whose product is annotated as ras homolog family member V. The transcript has 3 exons. NCBI's taxonomy places the organism in Eukaryota, Metazoa, Chordata, Actinopteri, Characiformes, Serrasalmidae. Gene Ontology annotation, biological process: small GTPase-mediated signal transduction. Gene Ontology annotation, molecular function: GTP binding; GTPase activity. Bases 153 to 857 code for a protein of 234 amino acids. The record is from RefSeq and is a predicted model, not a curated record.
AGGAGGUGUGAUGAUAAGGAUGAUAACUGUGAGUGACUGAACUGGUGUUUGGUUCACCGUGAUCACACGCAGCGCUCUUUCAGUAAGGUGGUCACACCUUAGAGUCCCAGGCGUUUUUAGGGGAAUAACUUUUCAGCCUCUAAUCGUUGGACAUGCCACCUCAAAUGGAUUAUUUCUACCAAGAGUCGAGAGUGCCGUCGGUGUGCUUGGACCAGGACGACGGGCUGGAGCCCGCUGUUAGCUGCAUGCUGGUUGGAGACGGUGCUGUUGGCAAAACGAGUAUGAUUGUGAGCUACACCUCCAAUGGCUAUCCCUCAGACUACAAACAGACAGCCUUCGACGUCUUCUCAGGACAAGUGCAGGUAGAUGGUACGCCUGUACGGAUUCAACUGAUGGACACAGCUGGACAGGAGGAGUUUGACGGCUUCCGCUCGCUGUCUUAUGCCCACACGGAUGUGUUCCUCCUGUGCUUCAGUGUGGUCAACCCCACUUCUUUCCAGAACAUCACCAAGAAAUGGAUCCCGGAGAUCCGCGCCUUCAACCCAAGCUCCCCUAUAAUCUUAGUAGGAACUCAGUCGGACCUGCUGUUGGACGUCAAUGUUCUUAUAAACCUGGACCGUUAUAAGGUAAAGCCUGUCCUCAGCUCACGGGCACGGAGCCUGGCUGAGAAGAUCCGCGCCGCGGAGUAUGUAGAGUGUUCAGCUUUGACGCAGAAAAACCUGAAGGAGGCCUUCGACGCCGCCAUUUUCGCAGCCAUCAAACACAAGGCCAGAAAGGCCAAAAAGAUGAGACUUUCGGACAGACGUGCCAAAGCCUUUUCCAAGUGUAGCUGGAAAAAGUUCUUCUGCUUCAUCUGACCCCGUGGGUCAAAAAAGAGAACUCUUUGUGUAAUUUAUUAUUUAUUUUGGACUUUUGCAAUGUAGAAUUGAUCGAUCUGCGAGGACCUUCAGAGAGAGAGCGACCAGCAUGUUGGGAUGAACUCAACUUUUUGGAUUGAAGAACAUCUCACCGAACUGCAAUUACUGACUCAUUCCAUGACUUAUUGGCUACACAUACGUACUAAUGACAGGGGUGCAUAUCAUAAGCUGUACAAGAAAGGCUAAGCAUAAAAUGAACAAGCAGAUACAAAAUGUACCAAGUCCCAGAGCCCAAAUAAAUUCAAAUAGAGAAGUACUAUAAACAUUUUAUCCAUAAUAAUCACCCAGACAAUAACAAAUGCCCUCUUGGAUUCAACAUCUUCACUUAAAUCACAGUAUAAAAGAGAACUCGCCACAUGUAAAUGCUCUGAAUUUGCAUUAUCUGGAUGGGUGCCCAUUCAAAGCUGCGUAGGGCUUCCCGCAUGUAGGCGUCUGUGAGAAGCUGGUGGGGACCAGAAUGGUUGUCCAUUCCCUGUCUUUGUCUUGGGUGCCAUCUUGUCAGACAGGACUUUUCAUAUGCAACAGCUCAAGCUCAAGCUACAGUGUGACUUGUAUGCUUUAUCUCUUCCUUUUGAACACUUAAAGAGACAAAUUCGCGACUACAGGAUUCAGUUUAUUCAGCCAACCGACAUCCCUUGGCCGGCCAUUGUUUUGCAAAUUGUUAUUGCCCAAUGAGGUUUAUUUUGUUUGAGUCUUCUCCAUCAGGACUUUUCUAAUGCUUGUUGAUCAGUAUCCUAGUAUCCUUCUUUUUCCCUCCCAGUCGACCUUUUCAAUUCACUUCAUCUGUUAUUUACGUAUCUGUAAAGGAACAUGAAAGUAUGUUUUGAAACUGUAGACCCCCAGCCCACAAUGAUUUGCUUUGGAGCCAUGGUUUGUUUAUGUUUUGCAAUCUUUAUCUUGGGGAGGAUUCAUUGAUAACAAUGUGUACACAUGAUAGAGUGAAAUAGUGCUGUUUUUACUAAAACACUACGUUAUUCUUCUUGUGGAAGAUAUUCUAAAUGCUGUUAAUUUUUUAAUGGUUUUAACUGUUUUGAUUUAAAGCCAUAGGCAAAAACUUUUUUCCCUUUUUGAUCACAUUCAAGAUGAACAUCUAAACAGUGUUUUGUUUUCUGAUGUGACAAUAAACAGGAGUAAAAAAUCA